CAUUGUAACCGGUGCUAGUUCUGGAAUUGGAGCAGCAAUUGUGGAUGCCCUUGUCGAAAACGGUUUAAUUGUGGUAGGUAUAGCACGUAGAAGUGAGCUCAUUAAGAAUCGCGCCAAAGAGUUAUUAAACAAAAAAGGGAAACUUUAUGCUUUUAAAGUUGAUCUUACCCGAGGAAGACCAAAUUCUAUCGGCUUUCAAAUGGACUGAAGAGAAUUUAGGGCAUGUCCAUGUUCUUGUUAAUGACGCUGCGUUUGUAUCUGAAGAGUUAUUAACAGAAGGAAAUACUGAAAUCUGGAAAAGGAGUUUCGAUGUAAAUGUAGUAGCCCCAUGUUUUACCACACGGGAGGCGGUUAAAAUUAUAAGGAAAAAUGAUAUCAAAGGCCACAUAAUUCACAUUAAUAGUGUUGCAGGACAUAAAGUUUCACCUGUCCCUAAAAUGAAUGUUUAUGCAGCCACCAAGCAUGCAAUUACUGCUCUGAGUGAAACUUUAAGACAGGAGUUAAAUGCUUUGGGUAGCAAAAUUAGAGUUACCGUUUGUAGACCUUUUGUGUUUUGUCCCGGUCUUGUAGUGAGUGAAAUGACGGUUCUGAGUAAGGACAUAAGUGAAGAAAGAAAGAAGUUGUUCGAAGUUCGUCCGAUUUUGCAAGCUGAAGAUAUAGCAGAUGGGGUUGUUUAUGUUUUGUCUACACCAGAACAUGUCCAAGUGCUUGAACUGACGAUCAAGCCAGUUGGUGAACCUCACUAAGUUUGCGGUACAAACAAAACAACUUCACCAUUCA
Zophobas morio is the source of this 780-nucleotide messenger RNA. RefSeq names its product farnesol dehydrogenase-like. NCBI's taxonomy places the organism in Eukaryota, Metazoa, Arthropoda, Insecta, Coleoptera, Tenebrionidae. The transcript has 4 exons. Gene Ontology annotation, molecular function: oxidoreductase activity. The coding region runs from base 147 to 746 and encodes 199 amino acids. The record is from RefSeq and is a predicted model, not a curated record.